AAUUGGAUGUUAUUUCAUCAUAAUUCUAAUGUUUUUUUUUUUUUUAAACGGAAACCUAUUAAUGGAAUGCUCAUGGAUGGAUUGAGAUGGAUGUCCUAUAUUUAGAUGGUGACAUUUAUUACGAAAAUAAAAUUAAUCUCAUAUUGUGUGCAUUACACUGUUGGAUCCAGGGAAACUCCCACAGCAGGCAAUCCAUCUAUAAGAAUAAACAAUUCAGAUCAUUCGCAACAAUUCACUUCUGUAUAAAUGAGGAUUAUGAAAACUCAAUAAUUAUGCCAUUUCGAACCAGUGCUGCACCACAAAUCCCGAUGUAAUGGAUUUUAGACCAGAAUUUGGAAAAGGAACUCCUGAAUUACUAGCUUAUAAAUGUAUGGAUGCUAAUCCUGAUCAAAGACCAACGGCAAUUGAAUUAUAUGAAAUAAUUGAUUUUUGGGAUCAAAAAAACUUGUCAAACCCUAUUACUAAUUCACCUAUUAUUGCUUCUUUAUACUUAAAUGAUGAAGAAAAUAACAAAGAUUGUAAAGAUUCUCAAUUAUUUAAACUUGCUUUUAUGGAUAAUAACGCUGCCUCCGACCUAACUGGAAUUUUUAAAGAGGUGGGGUUGCAAACAGAUGACUGGGGCCCAUCAUACGAGAACCCACCCCAAGGUUAUAUCUUUGAAAGUGGAGCCUUGGUUAAGGUACCUGAAUAUAAGUCAUCAGGUUCAAAUUCACCGUCUUAAAGAUAUAGUAGUUGGUCUGCCAAGUGCUCUGGAGUCACUCUUGCAAAGGAUCUGAUGGCCAUAAUAGAGAAUAUAGAUGGUGGUGAAGGAUACCAUAUAUAUAGUCACUCCUGAAGUGUAUGCUUAUCCCUAAGGUAACUGGGUUAUGGUGUAUGGCUACUUGUCAAAAUGGUCAUUUUUUUGCAAUACCA
Molecule: messenger RNA, 912 nt
Organism: Rhizophagus irregularis DAOM 181602=DAOM 197198
Lineage: Eukaryota; Fungi; Glomeromycota; Glomeromycetes; Glomerales; Glomeraceae
Source: RefSeq, a predicted model, not a curated record